CAUCUGAUGACACAGCUUCAGAGGCAGAAAGGGAAGGGAAGGAGACCAUAGAGGCAGUAAAGUUGCACUGUGCAGAAAGUACCAUGUUCAGUGAAGAAGUCAAGCCACCAGAAGAUACUCAAACUAUUAGUAAGUCAGCACAAUCAAAAGCCAAUACAUUUCACGGCUUUUGCACAGCUGCUGGAUCAAAGGUAACGAUCAGCAAAGAGGCAGCAUGGAGAGCACAGUUGCUUUGGGAAGAGGUGGAUGCAAAUAUGGAGCUUAGUUUGAAUAAGGAAGCCAACAUGCAGUGUGAGCAUAAUGUCUUAGGAAAUGAACAGAGUGGAAGGUUGAAAAACUCAGCCACUCCCACAGAGCUGAGAAAAGGAGACAGACUUGAUGGCAGUGAGAGAAGUGAGCUGAGUGAGACCAAUAACAAAACCAAUGGUGCAUUAAACAUGGAAGUGGGGUUCCACACGGCAAGAGGAAAGAAAAUUUCAGUUGAUCAAACCUCCGUCACACAAGCUCAGUCAUUAUGGGCAGAGGCUGCUAGCUGUGAAGCAACAAUACCUGGCACUGAAGGAGCUCCAACACACCUGAGUACAGCCAGUGAUGGUAAACACUUUGUGCCAGUGAAUGAGGGGUUCAGCACAGCAAAAGGAAACAAAAUAGCAGUGAAAGAGUCCUCCAUCACACAAGCUUACUCAUUAUGGAAGGAGGCAAUCAGUUGUGAGGUAGCAUCACCUGAUCAUGAAGGACCUAAAAAGAAGCCAAGGAUACCCAGUAAGCCUGAACAUUAUGGAAAGGUAUUGUGUAAGAGGGUGACAAGUAAAUCUGAUGGGCAAUCUCUUGAGGGCAUGAAAUCAGCAACCAUUUCGAAUAGUGUUCAAACAAGCCCUAAAGAUCGAAAUUCAUUAUCUGAAAAAGCUUCUGACAAGAAAGUUCCAGAACUGCAGGGCAGGGGAAAUUUUUCAAACACCUUUACAGAAUCCAGUGAAAGGUGUAUUGAAGAUAGCAGAAGGCUGUUCUCCAGGCCUGCAGGCAUGCCCAUGGCAGCUGGCAUUGGCUCUUCAAUUGCAAGUGAUGUAAACAUCAGAAGUGAAAACUUUGCAAUCAAAGCAAGAAGACUGUUUGAAGAUGAUAAACCUUUGCAGUCUGGAAGUGGAUACCAGUCUCCAACAUUAGUUACCCAAAACAGAAACAAUUGUAAAAGUUAUGAAAAUUUUUAUACUCAUAAUGAGAAGGGAGACACUGUAGAAGAAUCACUUAUGAAAGUGUCUGAGAAUGUUGAAAGUGGACCUAAAACUAGUGGCCAGUCAUUGCAAAUUAAUCCUCUUAAUAGUGUUAUAAAACAGGAUUCUGCAUGCCACCUGUCUAAUCCGGAAAACAAUAGUACUUUGGACAGGCCACUGGGUAAGGAAGGAGUGAAAGCAGAUGUGAACCAGAGCAUUGAACUUAAUGCUCAUCUUAACACAAUAGAGGGAAAAUUAUUGGAAGGAGUGAGUCAGAAAAUGAAAGUUGGUCAUCUGGCAAAACCUUGUAACAGUUAUGAAAGCAUGCAUAAAGGAAAUGAUUUUCAAGAGGUUGAGACUGAAUUUUGUGGUUUUCUGACCGGCAAUAAAAAGCAAAUUAAAGUCACCAGUGAAUCUUUGCAAGCAGCUAAACAGCUGCUGCAGGAGUGUGCCAGCAAUGAAGGCACUCCUGAGAAAGUUGCCAAACCUUCAUAUGAGAUAGAGAAAAGUUACAGCAGCACUGAUGAUAAGCAAGUUACAACAGUUGAAUCUUUCAUGGCUGUGAGUGAUCACAAUGGAGGCACUGUCAGUGAGAGUCAUGAUGCUGUACAUGGGUCACCUAUCCUAGGCUCUCAGAAAAGAAGUAAAGGAAAAAAUGUCAAAAGGAGAUCUUACGUCACUGCUUGCCAAGAAUUACAGGAUGACUUAGUCAACAGCCAUGAAAUACUAGAUAUCUCAGACGUCACUGAGGCUUUUCUGAAGGACCAACUUUUGGACCCUGAGGAGGUUGCAAAAGGCUCCAUCAGCCAGAGGAAAAGGUCUCGGGGACGCGGUCAAGAUGAAGAAGACUCAGUCAGCAAAAAGACGCGGAGAAAUGUGAUCAUCAGUCAGCAUGAAGGUAUGAAAGCAGCCUGCGAUGAAGCAGAGACUUCAAGGAAUUUCGCCCAGAAACAGCAGGAGAAACUUGUGCAGAGCAAGGAGAGACAAGCAAUUCAACCUAUCCCGGGGUUCUUAUACAAGCUGAGGAAGGAGAGGAAAGAGGAGAGGAUAAAGCUGCAGUCACUUGGCAGCCUGAAGACUAAUAGGAAGAGCAGGCCAGAGGCACUGGGGGUUGCUUUCAGCAGUGCCGCACAGUACCGCUUUGAGGUGCCGGAUUCAAGGUGUGGCACUGUGGACUGUGGUGAUGGGUGUGUGGUGGUGCCUGGCACUGAUGGCUGUGCUGGGGUGGAGGAAGUGGAGCUUGGGUUCCUGGUGAUGCCUGGUGUUCACCCAGGCCUUCUCCCUCCCUCCUGGGUACCCAACCACUACCACCUCAUUGUGUGGCAGCUGGCUUCCAUGGAAAGACGACUGCCUGAUUGCGGCCAAGCCUUGACACUGAAGAAUGUUGUUGCCCGGCUCAAGUACCGUUACGAUCGAGAAAUCGACGGAGCAGAGCGGUCCAUAUUGAGGAAGGUCACAGAGCAAGAUGAUGUGCCACAGAAGACGAUGGUCCUCUGCGUGACAAAGGUUAAGAUGGACUUUGAGGUUGAAAGGAAAGAGGCCGUGAAGUCCUGCACUGCAGACACGAGUUUGCAUCCAUUGUUGGAGCUUACCGACGGCUGGUACAGAAUAGGUGCUGUGGUGGACAAAGCCAUGGUGCAGCUCAUUGGAGAGGAAAAGGUGAAGGUGGGCACCAAGCUCGUUCUCCAUGGUGCUGAGCUGGUUGGGGCAACUUCCCCGUGCCACCCCUUGCAGGCCACCUCCACGUUAUGCCUUCAUCUCCACACCAAUAUGACUCGCCGAGCUCGGUGGUGGGCCCGCCUUGGCUUGCUGCCACAGAGAGGGCCAAUUCCCUCUCUCAUUGAGAACACUUUUUGUAACGGGGGCCUCGUGGGGAAGGUGAAUGUGAUGGUGGCGCGCCUCUACACUCUUUACUAUGAGCCUUCACAAGGGUUGUACAUGAGUGAAAAGGCUGCCUUGAAAAGGCUUCAGGAAACUGAAAAAGAGAGAGAGAGGACAAUUGAGCAGAUUACAGCAGAAGUGGAGAAAGAACUUUACCAACAAGAAAAAGAGGAAACAACCAAGAGGGAUUGGCGAACCAUGAACCCCGAGGAGAUCAGAGGCCUCACCCAAGGUCAAGACAUCUCUCGCCUACUAAAUGAGACUGCAGAUCCAUCAAGCUUAGAGGGUCUUCUGACUCUGCAUCAGCUACAACUGGCAAGAACCUGGCGGGAGCAGCACGCUGAGGGGGCCCGGCGCAGGCUGCAUCAGGAGGUGACACGCCGCCUCGCAAAGACAGAGAAACCUCUUGAAAUAGUACCUCUGAUGAAGGUUCGAAUCAUUGAUGGCAAGAGAGAUGGAGCGCUAGUGACUGUGUGGAGACCCUCUUUGGAGUUCAGGGAGAUGCUUGCAGAGGAGUCCUACUUUAUAAUACAUUACUUGAUGGCUGUUGGGUUCAG
Eriocheir sinensis (Chinese mitten crab) is the source of this 3649-nucleotide messenger RNA. Its product is annotated as breast cancer type 2 susceptibility protein homolog. Gene Ontology annotation, biological process: regulation of DNA-templated transcription; double-strand break repair via homologous recombination. The record is from RefSeq and is a predicted model, not a curated record. Lineage: Eukaryota; Metazoa; Arthropoda; Malacostraca; Decapoda; Varunidae.